Messenger RNA from Octopus sinensis (East Asian common octopus), 4771 nucleotides. RefSeq lists its product as uncharacterized. Lineage: Eukaryota; Metazoa; Mollusca; Cephalopoda; Octopoda; Octopodidae. The transcript is spliced from 38 exons. The coding region runs from base 196 to 4533 and encodes 1445 amino acids. Gene Ontology annotation, biological process: proteolysis. The record is from RefSeq and is a predicted model, not a curated record. Gene Ontology annotation, cellular component: plasma membrane. Gene Ontology annotation, molecular function: serine-type endopeptidase activity; protein binding.
GCUUGUUGGUAACACCUCUUUCUACAAUGCUGGUCUGAUAAGUAUUUACCGUAACAACAGCUGGGGUUAUGUCUGUGAUGACAACUGGGAUAUGAAGGAUGCUAAUGUAGCCUGCAAACAACUUGGAUUUUCCAGGGGUGCUGAAGUAGCUACAGGAAAUUCAAGAUAUGGUUGGCAGAAUCAGAAGACUUUCUCAUGGAUAAUACCGACUGUAAAGGAGAUGAAAGUGCUUUGCAAUAUUGUUCAUAUGAUACUGAGCAUGACUGUAAAAAGGAUGAAGCUGCUGGAGUUAUAUGUAAACCGAACCCUGGCUGCAAACCUGGUUGGAUUUCUGGUCCAAGUGGUUGCUAUCGUUUGUUUAUCGGCAAUGCUCGAAGACUCAAUGCCAAAGAAAUGUGUUACACUAAAGAUAGUCAUUUAGUAAUUAUUGACAGUUUGGAAGAAAAUGCGUUUCUUUCAGUUUUACUUCAGACCAAUAAUGAUAAUCAUGUCUGGUUGACAGAUGGUUUCAGGUAUGGAAGUAAUUGGGCAUGGAGAUAUGAGAGAGAAGCUAUAUCUACUUUCUAUUGGUUUCCUGGAUGGAUGCCUGAUAAGAAGUCUGCAGAGCCAAGCAAAAGAGGGAGAUGUAUUAGUUUAUCCAAUAUGUUUCAGCAUGAUGGAGAACUGUACAUGACUAGUUACUUCUUCUGGAAGACAUCUAACUGUAACUCAGUCACAGGUUUUAUCUGUGAACGGAAAAAAACACCUGAUUUCACAGAAGAUUGUUACAGUGGAAAUGGUGUGUCCUACAGAGGGUCUGUAUCAGAAACAGUCAGAGGAACACCCUGCCUUAAAUGGACAGAGAAUUUUAAAUAUAACACAAUAAACUCUCCCAAUGCAGGUCUUGGAAACCACAAUCAUUGUCGAAAUCCUGAUAAAGAUAAGCGUCCAUGGUGUUGGGUAGCACCAGCUUUCAAAAAUCAGUUUGGAUACUGUAAAAUUGAUCAAUGUAAAAAUGUUACAGAAAGCACAACAGUGGAAUCAACUGUGACUACAUACCCAACAACAGUGGCACCGACUACUACUACAACUAAACCUAAACCAACAUGUUCUCCUGUCCAGAUGCGAUGUAAAGGAACAAAUGUGUGCAUUCCACUCACUUGGAGAUGUGAUGGAGAAAGAGACUGCAGAAAAGGUGAUGAUGAAGAGAACUGUCAUUGUUACAGUGGAAAUGGUGUGUCCUACAGAGGGUCUGUAUCAGAAACAGACGGAGGAACACCUUGCCUUAAAUGGACAGAGAAUCCUAAAUAUAACACAAUAAACUCUCCCAAUGUAGGUAUCGGAGACCACAAUUUUUGUCGAAACCCUGAUGAUGAUAAGCGUCCAUGGUGUUGGGUAGCACCAGCUUUCCAAAAUAAGUUUGGAUACUGUAAAAUUGAUCAAUGUAAAAAUGUUACAGAAAGCACAACAGUGGAAUCAACUGUGACUACAUUCCCUACAACAGUGGCAUCAACUACUCGUAAUAUCAGUUGUAAUAGUGACAAAAUGCUUUGUUCAGUAUCAUCACGAAAAUGCAUCCCAAUUUCUUGGAAAUGUGAUGGAGAAGCUGACUGCCCUGAUUCAGAAGAUGAAAAAAAUUGUGAGCUAGAAGUGAGUUGUGCUUCUAAUUCAAUGAUGUGUCCAAGCAGAAAGAUUUGCAUACCUCUUCAAUGGAAGUGUGAUGGAGAUCGUGAUUGUCCUGAGGGAGAAGAUGAGAGUAAAUGUGAUAUAGUUACAACUACAAAAGCUACCGUUACAACUACAAAAGCUACAGUUGCAACUACACAAGCUCCAGUUACAACAACUCUUUCCCUGGACUGUCCAGAUAAUGAAAUGUAUUGUGCAGCCACAAACACCUGCAUUUUACUGAGUUGGAAAUGUGAUGGAGAAAAUGACUGUCCAAAUGGGGAAGAUGAGAAAGAUUGUGUUAUAGUUACCACUACACAAGCACCAGUAACAAUUUUCCCUCUGGGCUGUUCAGCUAAUGAAAUGUACUGUUCAGCAUCAAAGACCAACUGCAUUCCACUGGCUUGGAAAUGUGACGGACAAAAUGACUGCCCUGAUGGAGAAGAUGAGGAAGAUUGUGAUAUAGUUACAACUACACGAGCUCCAGUUACAACUACACAAGCUCCAGUUACAACAACUCUUUCCCUGGACUGUUCAGAUAAUGAAAUGUAUUGUACAUCCACAAACACCUGCAUUUUACUGAGUUGGAAAUGUGAUGGAGAAAAUGACUGUCCAAAUGGGGAAGAUGAGAAAGAUUGUGUUAUAGUUACCACUACACAAGCACCAGUAACAAUUUUCCCUCUGGGCUGUUCAGCUAAUGAAAUGUACUGUUCAGCAUCAAAGAUCAACUGCAUUCCACUGGCUUGGAAAUGUGAUGGACAAAAUGACUGCCCUGAUGGAGAAGAUGAGGAAGAUUGUGAUAGAGUUACAACUACACAAGCUCCAGUUACAACAACUCUUUCCCUGGACUGUCGAGUUAAUGAAAUGUAUUGUACAGCCACAAAGAGCUGCAUUUUACUGAGUUGGAAAUGUGAUGGACAAAAUGACUGCCCUGAUGGUGAAGAUGAAAAAGAUUGUGAUUACAUACUUGACAAUUUUGAGAAACAAGACACAAGCUUUGUCAUUCAUGCAUUUCCAAAGGAAUUCUAUGUUCACAUACCACUGGAGACUUGUGCCAAAAAUUGUUUAUAUCAUCGAGAGUUUGUCUGUAAAGCAUUCCAUUAUUAUGAGAAGGACUACCAAUGCAAGUUGUUUGAUACAAUGAAGAGUCUGAGCCUUAGACCACUUUCCAGUGGAUCUUAUUAUGUACUUUCACAAAAGUGCACUUCCACAGACUUCCAAUGUGACAAUGGAAGAUGUAUUCCAGGGGAAGAAAAAUGUAAUGGAAGGGAUAACUGCAAUGAUUUUUCUGAUGAACAAGACUGUGGGAUUCCUGAAACGCUUGAGAUUCGACUUGCAGAUGGAGAAGAACAUUCUGGAAGAGUAGAGAUAAAAUAUCUUAAUGAAUGGGGUGUUGUGUGUGAUGACAAGUGGGACAUAAACGAUGCUAACGUUGUUUGUCGUAUGCUUGGAUACAAAUCUGCCAUCAAAGCUAUUCCUUUUUCCAAUUUUGGACCUGGAAAUGCAAACUUCUUACUAACCAAUGUUGAAUGUAUAGGAAAUGAAACAAGCUUGUUAGACUGUCCCAAAAGUCCAUGGCGUCAGCACAACUGCAAAAGGCAUGAGACUGCUAGCGUCAUAUGUAAAGCAAACAAAGGUUGCCCCCCAAAUCAGUUUGAAUGUGCUAACUCACAAUGUCGAAGUAUAAAAUAUAUAUGUGACAGAGUUGAUAAUUGUGGUGAUAACAGUGAUGAAAAAUAUUGCACUGCUUCAGUGAAAUUAGUCAACGGUACUAACCCUAGUAAUGGAAGGAUUCAAAUAACCAUCAAUAACAUUACUGGUACUAUAUGUGAUGACAAUUUUAACAACAAAGAGGCCACUGUCAUUUGCAAGCAGCUGGGAUAUAAAUCAGGAAUUGCUUUGCCAGGAGGUACCUAUGGAAAGGGUAAUGGUAUUAUUUGGUAUGAUGAGGUCAAUUGCUAUGGCAAUGAAAAUAGCAUUGAAUUUUGUAAUGGAAAUACUAAGGGUGAACAUGACUGUGACCACACAGAAGAUGUUGGUGUACAAUGUUACCGAGAUGCUAUAACAACAACUACUUUCCCUACAACAACCACUGUAGCAUCAACAACCACUGUGGAUAACUUAAAAUGUGGCCGGAGACCUAUCAAACAAAGAUCACAACGUAUUACUGGUGGUGUGAGGGCUAUAGAAGGAGCUUAUCCCUGGCAAGCAAGGAUCUUUAGAAGUUGGUUUUGGGGUAGGCUCCAUCACUGUGGGGCCAGUGUAAUUGGUGAAUUUUGGGUCAUUACAGCAGCACAUUGUGUAAUGGGCAAAAAGAAAGAAAGCCUAAUCGCCAAAGUAGGAGAUCAUAGCAAUAAGGUCUGGGAUAAAUAUGAACAAACUUUCAAAGUUGCUGAACUAGUAACUCAUCCUAAAUAUGAUGAUAACUCAUAUGAUUAUGAUAUCGCUCUAAUUAAAUUAGAGCCAAAUAGGAAUGGAAAUGGAAUUGUUUUCAAUGAUUAUGUACAACCAGCCUGUUUGCCAGACAAGAACACAACAUAUUUUGAAGGUGAAAGAUGUCAUAUUUCUGGAUGGGGAAACACAGGAAAAGCAUAUCCAUCAAUUCUCAAGGCAGCUACUGUUCCAUUAAUUAAAGCAUCUCUAUGUAAAUCACUGUACAAGAACAGUAUUACUCCACGUAUGAUAUGUGCAGGCUACAUCGAAGGUGGUCCUGACAGCUGCCAAGGAGAUAGCGGUGGUCCUCUGGUCUGUAAUAAAGAUGGAGUCUAUACACUUACUGGAGUGACCUCUUGGGGAAAUGGUUGUGGCCAGCCGAGAAAUCCUGGAGUUUAUUCCAAAGUCCAAGAACUCCAACCUUGGAUUGAGUUCAUAAUGAAAAAAUAUUCUUGAGAACACAAAUAAAUGCUAACAAUUGUAACUAUUCAGCUACUAACUACACUGCAAUGUCUUGUAAACAAAGUAACCUCCUCAUAAAAUCGAAAAUGAACAAAGAGAAUAAAACAAUAGCUCCAUUGAUUUCACCAAGCCAUAACUGGAAAAUGUUCUUAGAAAUGUCAUGAAAAAUAAUCAAAAGAGAAAACUGAUAUUUUGUAAAAAGAAAAAUUUAAUAAAAUUCAGUCAAAAAUAA